Messenger RNA from Ectocarpus siliculosus, 1668 nucleotides. The record is from the annotation of a GenBank genome assembly. Lineage: Eukaryota; Phaeophyceae; Ectocarpales; Ectocarpaceae.
AUGGCAGCCGGGGUGGUGGUGGCCGGAGACAGCGUCGGAGAUGCCCCGUUCCCAACGCCAGAACCAACAGCAUCGACGGUAGCGAGGGGAGAUGGCACAAGUAGUCGGCCGCUGCCGCGGUUGAAUGCCCCUCCGCACGACUAUGUACGACAUGCCUACUCCCCUCGGGCAGGCCCCCUGUGGAGUUCCGUGGCGGCGUUUCUAGGAUGGACGGAAGAACUGGCGAGGGGUCUCAUAACGUUCGGAGGCGUUUACUACAAGCCGGGUGGUGCACCCGCCUUGGCUAAGCCCAAAAGGGAACUAGAUCCUGACCGAGAAGUGGAGAUCGGGGAGUACCUCCGCAUUUUCCCGGAGCCCCGAAGGUAUCCCGCCUUCCUCGGCGUUGACUGGGAGUCCAAGAUUGUGUACGAUUGUGCCGGGGUGAUGCUGGUCAACAAACCCGCGGGCGUGCCAGCACAUGCCACCGUGGACAACUUCGCCGAGAACAUGCUUGCCGGAAUCAGGAGUGUGAGGCCGGAUCUGGACUUGCUCCUCCCUCAUCGGCUGGACAUCGACACCUCGGGUCUCGUCAUCGUCGUGACCCGAAAUCUUGGGGUACAGGAACUUGGGCUUGCAAGAAAUCGAACGAAACACGCCGGCAGAGCCAAGGGGGCGGGUACCCUUCGAUCGAUCAACGAGAUCAUCAAGCGGCCGGGGCUGAUCCUUCGGACGGGAAUCGAUUCUCCACGGGACCGAAGGAGGAAGAACAAGGCCCUACGCCGAGCCGCAAAACUGACCAACGGCACCGCCAACAUCAAGACCCCCGUCUACCAAGAAGCGUCAAUGACAGCGGCGACGGCGGCGUCGGCGGCAGCAGCGGAAUCGGAAGCGUUACCAGAAACGUCGCAAGUAGGGAGGGCAAUACCUCCGACCCAAGCGUUCGCAACAGGAGCGGGAGGAGGAGGAGGAGCAGCAGCAGCAGAGACAGGAGCUGUGGAAAAUGCCGUCGGGGCAAUCACCAAGAGAUACCGGGCGUUAGUGCAGGUCUUGCCGGGGAGGUCUCCGCUGAAGGCGUCCCCGAUCCCCAUGACGCACUUCCAGAAGGUUUCCCGGAGGGCCCCGAAGGAGUUUCGACGCGAUCGCCCGCCGCAGCCAAACGCUACCAGCAACGCUAGAUCGGCGGAUACACCUGGCGGGGGAGAAGACGACGAAGGGUCGUGGAUCGAAUGCCGGCUGCUGGUGCUCUCCGCCAGCGAAGCCUCUGUCUCCCCUGUCGUCACGUCGGCAGGAUUUCCUUCUCGAACAGGCGGUUCCAUCAAGGGGGGGAUAGGAGACGGCGGCGUGUCUACGGGGAUGCUGCAGGAGGUCGAGGUGCAGCUGCUGACGGGAAGAACUCAUCAAAUCCGGGGACAGCUCGCGGCGGAGGGUUGCCCGAUCUACGGAGAUUACCUUUACGGACCAGCUGAAGAAUCGGUGCGACAACCCGGCCUCCAGGCGGGUUUCCAAAGGGACGAGAACGAUAGCAGGAGUGGAUUCGUCGAAAGCCCCAAGAUGGCGUUGCAGGCGUCCCACAUCUCGCUUGAGUUGGAAGCGGAGGAUGGGAGGAGAGAACGGCAUGUGUUUACCCUUGCGAGAGACACCUGCUGGUGGUUUGACGAAGGGUGGGGAGCGUGUGUUUCGGAUGAAUAG